Molecule: messenger RNA, 987 nt
Organism: Haliotis rufescens (red abalone)
Lineage: Eukaryota; Metazoa; Mollusca; Gastropoda; Lepetellida; Haliotidae
Product: 39S ribosomal protein L21, mitochondrial-like
Exons: 7
Coding region: 61-708 (215 amino acids)
Biological process (GO): translation
Cellular component (GO): mitochondrial large ribosomal subunit; ribosome
Molecular function (GO): RNA binding; structural constituent of ribosome
Source: RefSeq, a predicted model, not a curated record
CGAAGGUGUCACGCGCUGGGAAAGAGCUUGAUGUGAAGGGGAGAUAAGUCAGAAAUCAAAAUGGCAGUCACAGGUGCUGUGCUGAGAUCUGCCUACACUCAAUUUUCAAGGAUAUUAUCUGCACAAGGUUUAAGAUCAGGGCAAAAGGAAGUUGCAGGUUUGAGAUGCCCCCUGACAUGCAUCAGUGUACAUCUGAGAAGUCAGCAGUUUGGUGGCACCUGUGGGAGAAUGUUUUCUAAUUCUUCAAGUAGUGCCACAAGCAGCCCAGCUGCUGAGCUGAGCACACGCCCAGAGUGGAGUCUGGCUGCUACUAACAGUAAAGAUAUCAUUAGUAACAUUGAAUCAAAGCUGGGGAGUGCCGACCUGGGACGUCUGUUUGCUGUUGUUCAUGUUGGAGGAAAACAGCGCAAAGUGACGUCUGAAGACAUCAUCAUUGUAGAGCACAAUUUCCCUCCAACGGUUGGAGACAAGAUCAGGCUGGAGAAGGUGUUGAUGGUUGGCAGUAAAGACUUCACCAUGGUCGGUCGUCCAGUGCUCAGCCGAGAGCAAGUCUAUGUGGAGGCCACCGUUGUGGAGAAGACACUCUCUCACUUCAAAACCAUCUUCAACUAUGUGAAGACAAAGGGGCAUCGCAAAUAUAAAUUGAAGCGAAAUGAACAGACACUGCUCGUCAUCAAUAACAUCCAGCUGAGGCAGAUCACCUCCUGAAACCAUGGAAACAGGAACAGCAUCCAGCAAAUAUUCUGCAUGUAUUUGAAGCGAAUGUGACCAUGUCUGUCCCCCAUACAUUUACAAACUGACAUAAAGAAAUGUGUUGUGUCGUCUAAGUGAUAUGUGUUCUCCUGCCCAAAGUGUUACAUGCCAUGAGACCCGUGAAGGUCCGGGGUAGAACAGGUCUUCAGCAACCCGUACUUGCCCUAAAAGGCGAUUAUGCUUGUCGUAAUAGGUGACUAACAGGAUCGGGUGGUCGGGAUCGGGUGGUCAGGC